AUGCUACAAGAAAAUUUGUUGGACAUCAGCACAAAUUGUGGAAUUGAAGAAAAAUUAAUUGAAGAAGCCAACGGUUCAGCUGAGAGCCAGAGUGAUAUUGUGCCGCAUGAAAAUUUGUUAGACAUCAGCACAAACUGCGAAAUUGAAGAAAAAUUAAUUGAAGAUAAGAACUUCAACAGACACUUAACCCUAGCAAUGUUUACUCGAUCCUUAUCUAGUGGACAAAAAUGUAAUAGAAAAUGGCUUCUCUAUUCACCUAGUCAAGGAUCUGUUUAUUGUUUUGUUUGUAAAUUGUAUGGAAGUUAUAGAGAGAAUCCUUUUAUUUCUGGUGAUUUUGAUAAAUGGAAAAAAUCUGAACGGAUUGGCGAACAUGAAAAUAGUCAACAACACAGAAAUGAUAUCAAUAAGUGGUUAUUAUGA
Aphis gossypii (cotton aphid) is the source of this 420-nucleotide messenger RNA. Its product is annotated as zinc finger MYM-type protein 5-like. The transcript is spliced from 3 exons. Bases 1 to 420 code for a protein of 139 amino acids. NCBI's taxonomy places the organism in Eukaryota, Metazoa, Arthropoda, Insecta, Hemiptera, Aphididae. The record is from RefSeq and is a predicted model, not a curated record.